AUGGCAAAUUUACCAGCAGAUAGAGUUGUUCCAUCAUCACCAUUUACCAUAGUAGGAGUUGAUGUUUUCGGGCCUUGGAAUGUUGUUGCACGAAAAACCAGAGGAGGACUCGCACAUUCUAAGAGAUGGGCUCUACUUUUCAAUUGUAUAGCAACGAGAGCCGUACACAUUGAAAUAAUCGAGGAUCUCAGCAGUUCAUCUUUUAUAAACGCACUGAGACGAUUCAUUUCCUUGCGAGGGCCUGUUCAAGAAUUUCGCUCGGAUCGUGGGACAAAUUUCAUAGGAGCUCUAGAUGACCUACAUGCAAAUGCUUUGUUCAUAGAGGAUGUACCAGUACAGAACUUUUUAUCUUCAGCCAGAAUCAAAUGGACAUUUAAUCCCCCUCAUGCAUCUCACAUGGCCGGAUCAUGGGAGAGAAUGAUUGGCAUUGCCAGAAAAAUUCUUGAUGCCAUGCUACUCAACACAAAAGCUAAGGAACUUUCUCAUGAAGUGUUGUGUACAUUUAUGUGUGAAGUUACAGCAAUUAUGAAUUCAAGACCGAUUUGUUCCAUCUCUACAGAUUCAGAAGAUCCUAUUAUUGUCAGUCCGUCAUUGCUUUUGACGCAGAAAAAUUUCAACACCGAUGUGAUACCUGUCGACUCUACAAGCCUAAAGUACAUUUAUACAGUACAAUGGAAGCAUGUUCAGCAGCUUUCAAACACGUUUUGGAAACGUUGGAAGGAAAGAUACAUUCAAAAUCUACAAAUCCGUCGAAAGUGGCAGAACGUUAAACCUGAUCUGAAACCAAGUGAUGUAGUCCUUCUACGUGACAAAUCCUUGUAUCGCGGACAAUGGCCUGUUGGUCUUGUGAAUCGUGUAUUUCCGAGUGACAGUGAUGGCAAAGUUCGGACAAUUGAAAUCCGUGUGAUCAAAGAUAACAAACCUGUUUAUUAUGUGAGACCCAUAACUGAGGUUGUGUUAUUGAUUGAAUAG
Ostrea edulis (European flat oyster) is the source of this 972-nucleotide messenger RNA. RefSeq lists its product as uncharacterized. The record is from RefSeq and is a predicted model, not a curated record. NCBI's taxonomy places the organism in Eukaryota, Metazoa, Mollusca, Bivalvia, Ostreida, Ostreidae. Gene Ontology annotation, biological process: DNA integration. Bases 1 to 972 code for a protein of 323 amino acids. The transcript has a single exon. Gene Ontology annotation, molecular function: nucleic acid binding.